This is a messenger RNA of Jaculus jaculus (lesser Egyptian jerboa), 1618 nucleotides long. RefSeq names its product zinc finger protein 277 (gene Znf277). NCBI's taxonomy places the organism in Eukaryota, Metazoa, Chordata, Mammalia, Rodentia, Dipodidae. The coding region runs from base 303 to 1442 and encodes 379 amino acids. The record is from RefSeq and is a predicted model, not a curated record. The transcript has 12 exons.
CCAUGUCAAGUUGUCCCGCCUGAGAAAAUGAGAAGUAAAUGGGAGCAACAGAAAAGAAACACCAAGAUGUUACACAAUCGCCAGUGUCAGAACUUGAUCCUGCAGUCUGUUAGGCUGGAAGUUUGAGGGAAGAAAAUGAAAAAAUCCAACUUUAAUCAGACAGUAAAGACUGCAUCCUGGAGCCGCUUUCCCUGCCAGAAAGUCCAGGUGGCACCACCACUUUAGAAGAUUCUCCAUCUGUGCCUUGUAUUUUCUGUGAAGAACAUUUUCCUGUGGCUGAACAAGACAAACUUCUGAAGCACAUGAUCAUUGAGCACAAGACCGUCAUAGCCGAUGUUAAGCUGGUUGCAGAUUUCCGAAGGUACAUUUUGUAUUGGAGAAAGAGAUUUACUGAGCAGCCCAUCACAGAUUUUUGCAGUGUCAUAAGAAUCAAUUCCACAGCUCCAGCUGAAGAACAAGACAACUAUUUUUUGUUAUGUGAUGUUUUACCAGAAGAUAGAAUUCUCAGAGAAGAGCUUCAGAAACAGAGACUGAAAGAAAUCCUGGAGCAACAACAGCAAGAACGAGAUGAUACCAACUUUCAUGGCGUCUGCAUGUUUUGCAGUGAGGAAUUCCUCGGAAACAGAUCUGUUCUUUUGAACCACAUGGCCAGAGAACAUGCUUUCAACAUUGGUUUGCCAGACAACAUUGUAAACUGCAGUGAAUUCUUACAUACAUUACAGAAGAAGCUUGACAAUUUACAGUGCUUGUACUGUGAAAAAACCUUCAGGGACAAAAAUACCCUUAAAGAUCACAUGAAAAAGAAACAACAUCGUAGGAUCAAUCCAAAGAACAGAGAAUAUGACCAAUUUUAUGUCAUCAACUAUUUGGAACUUGGAAAAUCAUGGGAAGAAGUCCAACUGGAGGAUGACCAGGAGUUGCCAGAUCAUCAAGAAGAGGACUGGUCAGAUUGGAAAGAGUACCCUGUCUCUGCUGUGUGCCUGUUUUGUGAACUGCAAGAAGAAACAGUUGAUAAACUAUAUAAACACAUGAAGGAGACACAUGAGUUUGAUCUCCUCAAAAUAAAGUCAGAACUUGAGCUAAGUUUCUAUCAGCAAGUGAAGCUGGUCAACUUCAUUCGGAGGCAGGUUCACCAGGGCAGCUGUUACGGCUGCCACAUGAGGUUCAAAUCCAAAGCAGAUCUCAGGACGCACAUGGAUGAAGCCAAGCACACGUCCCUGCUUCCCGAGAGGAAGACCUGGGACCAGCUGCAGUAUUACUUUCCCACCUAUGAAAACGACACUCUGCUGUGUACCCUGUCGGACAGUGAAGGUGACCUGACAGCCGAGGACCCCCGCGAAGACGACAUCCCUGUCAUUGGUGAAGACACAGCCAAGCUGCAUGCUCUGAGACAGAGCAGCAUUUUGAACCGGCUGCUGCCGCGGGAGCGCUUAACGCACUGAAAGGCACUGCUGCCGUCGCGGCCUCCGUGGUUCUGCUCGGAGACGGGAGACAGCCGUUCAGAUCUGAGCAUCAGCAAGCUUAGUCAUUGGCGCAGUGGUUUGGUUUAGUUUGUUUUGUUUUGUUUUGUUUUAACUAGUUGGGUGUUUUUCAAGAAGUAAAGUAGAAAAUGACAUGA